AUGAAUCCCGCGUUCGAUGAUUUAAAUAUUGAUUUAAUUCGUGGGGAGGGAAUGAACCGUUUAGAAUUCGGUGCAAUUGAAGCCGGCAGGAAAUGGGAAGAAACGAAUGUAAUCGGAAUACUCCACGGUGCAAACAGGUUACAAGUUUUAACUGUAGAUCAUCCUAAAGGAUACAUUACUCGAAUUAACCGUAAUAAUGUUCAAGAAGUCGCUGGCAGAUUGAGCAACGCCAAACCACUUGCUUUUGUACUAAAAGAGGUUUUAUAUGUACGACAUAUUGAAAUUGAAUUUUACUCAAGCAAUUGUGUAUUAUUUGUCGAAUUCAGUCCAACGAGGUUGGAAGUUGGGCUUCGAUACCUAAGGACUUAUUUAUGGCAAAGGUUUGGUUCAGAUGUAACGUCCUCACCAUUCCAAAUAUUAUUGAAAGCAACAUUAUCAACUUCAACCAAAAAUGGUAUAGAUAGCAAAAAUAAAAAUAGCAUUAUAAAACCAACAAAUCUUUUUUCACCUCCACCAUCAAAAUUGUUAUUGACAAAAAAAUGUGCAAAAAGAACUUUUGAUGAUGAUGAAACUUGUAAUAAAGGAACAUGCAGCUGUUCUGAAGAAAAAGAAAUAGGAAAAGAUAAUGCAGACAAAAGCUACAACAAUAACGACGAUGACAUCAUUGCUAAUAAUAGUUGUUCCAAUUAUAGCUAUAGUUCUACUGAAGAUGGUUGUGACGAUGAUGAUAAUUUUGUAGAUGAAGAUGGAUAUAUAGAAGAUGUCGAGGAUGACGAUGAAGAAGAGGAUGAUGACGAUGAAGAGGAUGAUGAUGAAGAGGAUGAUGAAGAGGAUGAAAAUGAUGAUGAUGAAGAGGAUGAAGAUGAAUAUGAUACUUUUAUAGAUCAAUCAAGAAGAAUAGACUCAACAGAUUCAGAGGAGGAGGAAAUCUUACCAAUAAUAACUAAACGUGAAAAUGCAAAACAUACCAACGAGAGAUGA
Entrophospora sp. SA101 is the source of this 981-nucleotide messenger RNA. Lineage: Eukaryota; Fungi; Glomeromycota; Glomeromycetes; Entrophosporales; Entrophosporaceae. The record is from the annotation of a GenBank genome assembly.